GAUCAAUCGAAACCAUACGACUCGAAGAAAAAUGUAUGGAUUCCGGAUGCGGAAGAUGGUUAUAUUGCUGCGGAAAUUAAAGCUAGCAAGGGUGAUUCAGUUACUGUAGUUUCUGUUCGUGGAAAUGAGGUUUCUUUCAUUAUGCAACUUCUGUAA
This is a messenger RNA of Loa loa (African eye worm), 156 nucleotides long. RefSeq lists its product as hypothetical. NCBI's taxonomy places the organism in Eukaryota, Metazoa, Nematoda, Chromadorea, Rhabditida, Onchocercidae. Gene Ontology annotation, molecular function: ATP binding; actin filament binding; cytoskeletal motor activity. The record is from RefSeq and is a predicted model, not a curated record. The transcript has a single exon. Gene Ontology annotation, cellular component: myosin complex. The annotation marks the transcript as partial.